Molecule: messenger RNA, 4091 nt
Organism: Heterocephalus glaber (naked mole-rat)
Lineage: Eukaryota; Metazoa; Chordata; Mammalia; Rodentia; Bathyergidae
Gene: Nacc1
Product: nucleus accumbens associated 1
Biological process (GO): regulation of transcription by RNA polymerase II
Molecular function (GO): DNA-binding transcription factor activity, RNA polymerase II-specific; protein binding; RNA polymerase II cis-regulatory region sequence-specific DNA binding
Source: RefSeq, a predicted model, not a curated record
UCGAAGGAAAAACGUCAUUAGUCCUAUUUCAUGGAAGAGGAUCUUCUGGCUCAGAAAAGGGGCAGUAAGCGGAGAACUCAACACCUGUUGAUGUCUCCUGUCUGCUGUUUACACAUCAUUUCAGAACACCCUGUAGGAAUAAAAGAUUCAGGAAUCGGAUUUCUGGGCUUGAAUCCUAUUCCCACCACAUGCUCUGGGAAACUAAAGUUGAGAAACGCAAAGCGACUUGCUCCAAGGUCGCGGGACUCGAAGAUGGAGGGACAGGAAUUCGAGCUAGUUAGCCUGCAGAACCAAGCCGCUGCCAUGGCCCAGACUCUGCAGAUGGAGAUCCCAAACUUUGGCAACAGCAUCCUUGAGUGCCUCAAUGAGCAGCGGCUGCAAGGCCUGUACUGUGAUGUAUCAGUGGUGGUCAAGGGCCAUGCCUUCAAAGCCCACCGGGCUGUGCUGGCCGCCAGCAGCUCCUACUUCCGGGACCUGUUCAAUAGCAGCAGGAGCGCGGUGGUAGAGCUGCCGGCAGCUGUGCAGCCACAGUCCUUCCAGCAGAUCCUCACAUUCUGCUACACAGGCCGGCUGAGCAUGAACAUGGGUGAUCAGUUCCUGCUCAUCUACACAGCUGGCUUCCUGCAGAUCCAGGAAAUCAUGGAGAAGGGCACUGAAUUCUUCCUUAAGGUGAGCUCCCCGAGCUGCGACUCCCAGGGCCUGCAUGCCGAGGAGGCCCCAUCGUCGGAGCCGCAGAGCCCCGUGGCGCAGACGUCGGGCUGGCCGGUCUGCAGCACGCCGCUGCCCCUGGUGUCUCGAGUCAAGACAGAGCAGCAGGAGUCGGACUCCGUACAGUGCACACCUGUGGCCAAGAGGCUGUGGGAUGGCAGCCAGAAAGAGGCUGGAGGUGGCAGCGGGGCCAAUGGCAGCCGCAAGAUGGCCAAGUUCUCUACACCAGACCUGGCCGCCAACCGGACGCCCCAGCCGACCCCGGUGGUCUCGGCCACAGUGGCAGCAGGGGGCAUGAUGAGUGGGCCUAGCACAUCGGAGCGGACCAGCCCAGGCACCUCAAGUGCCUACACCAGUGACAGCCCUGGCUCCUACCACAAUGAGGAGGAUGAGGAGGAGGACGCAGGCGAGGAGGGUACGGAUGAGCAGUACCGGCAGAUCUGCAACAUGUACACCAUGUACAGCAUGAUGAAUGUUGGCCAGACAGCUGAGAAGGUGGAGGCCCUCCCUGAGCAGGUGGCCCCUGAGUCCCGCAGCCGCAUCAGGGUGCGACAAGACCUGGCGUCUCUUCCUGCUGAGCUCAUCAACCAGAUUGGCAACCGCUGCCACCCCAAGCUCUACGAUGAGGGGGACCCCUCGGAGAAGUUAGAGCUGGUGACAGGCACCAAUGUGUACAUCACAAGGGCACAGCUUAUGAACUGCCACGUCAGUGCAGGCACGCGGCAUAAGGUCUUGCUGCGGAGGCUUCUGGCCUCCUUCUUUGACCGGAACACACUGGCCAACAGCUGUGGCACUGGCAUCCGGUCCUCCACCAAUGACCCCCGACGCAAACCACUGGACAGCCGGGUCCUCCAUGCCGUCAAGUACUACUGCCAGAACUUUGCCCCCAACUUCAAGGAGAGUGAGAUGAAUGCCAUCGCAGCUGACAUGUGCACCAAUGCCCGCCGUGUGGUGCGCAAGAGCUGGAUGCCCAAGGCCAAGCCACCUCUGACGGAGGGGGAUGCCUACACCUCCUUCAUCAGCGACACGGGCAAGAUGGAGCCGGACAUGAUGGGCAUGGAGCACAGCUUCGAGACGGCCAGCCAUGAUGGCGAGGCCGGCCCCUCGGCAGAGGUCCUCCAGUAAUGCACAGGACCCUCCCCGCGGGCUGUCACACUCCCCUCCCAUCACACACCCACCACCAUCUUGGUCACGAGCUACUGUCUACCCCUCCCCAUGACCCGCGGGGGGCGCUGCAUGCUCCCGGCCCCUCUGCCUCCUGUCCCACCCCUUCCCCACUGGAGCCAGGUGGAGAGGGCGGGCUGCCUGGGAUGCGUGUGCAGUCGGGAGCCCUGUUCCCCUAAUAGCCCUCUGGUCAUUCCAGCUCCCAGGCUCGGCUUGGGGAGGGGCCGGCCUGGGGGGCCCUGGGGACUUGGGGUGCCCAGGUGCUCUCAGGACCCACCUACCACCUCCCAGUGCUUCCACAUCUCCAAAGCGCCUUCCUGUCUGUGUCCCUCGUCUGUCCCUGUGCCGGGGGCUGGGUAGGCGAGGCCGGGGGACUCCACUGCACAGCUAGGGAACAGGUUCAGGUGACUCCCAGAGCAACUCCACAGCCGAUGGUCAGAAGGUGGCCAAGGUGGCCCAUACCCCUCUCCUGGCCCUUUGCUCUGGUCUCUGUCACCCCUUGGGCCCCCUGGGGUCCAAGUGAGGCUGGUCCUGAGUGAGGGGGCCUCUUGGGGAGUGAUGGGGGUCUCAGAGGUCAGGAGGAUGGGGUCCUGGGCUCACAGCAGAGCAUGUGGGUGUGCGCGUGUGCAUGUGUAGGUUUGCUUUCAGAACAGAUGGAGGUAGAAGAGGCAGAAAGACCAGGGUUGGAACUGGGGGAGCCGGCUGAGGGUUGCCCUCCCCCAUCACCACCCCGCCCCACGGCAGGGCUCCCAGCCCCUCACCCACUGUACAUACUUUUUAAGAAUUUUUUUAGCGAAUGAAAUACUGAAGUAUAAGAUUUCCUUUUAUUUUUCAAACCAACGGGACUGUGUCUGAGGUCCCCCUGGGUCCCAGGGGCCCCGUGGAAGGCAGGACAGGUGGGCAGGCUGAAUGCGUGCAUGGUUGGAAUGUGGGUGCCUGGGCUCCAGGGGUCCAGCCAGCCCCUCCUCCUCCCUACCCCAGGGCUGUCAUUUUUUUUGGGUGUCCUAGGCCUUGGCUGACAGCUGAGCCUGGGGGGCGGGCAGAGCAGGGCCCACGUCCAUUGUUAGUGGUUAUUUGUGGAAUUUUUCUCUCACCAUUCCUUUUCGUUGCCCAGAUUGCGUGGUUGUGGUUUUGUUGUGAGUUACAGGUGUGAAUGGAGGGUACCCCCCAGUCAUUUCUCCAUUGCACAUCUUGCUCCACCCUGUGCUCCCUGCCUCCUCCCCUCCCCAAGCUCCUGCCCCUGGCUCCCAGCUUCCUCUUCCCAGGCAGGGAUGGGAUAAGGUAAGGGGUCAGCAGGGCCUGGGGGUGGAGUGAGGCAGCUGGACUGGACCUUGGGAAUCACAGUUGGAGACCUGUCCCCAGCCCAGCCUGCUGGGCUCCCUCCUGACAUCUGCUUGUUGCAGGGUGGGGGUGUCGGGCCUGCUUCCUGGGCCCACCCCAGCACCUUAGCCCUGGUGGUCCAGUGUGGGAGGGGGAGUCGACACCCCCAGCUAAAGCACAAGCACCUUAGUCGCACUCCCCCUCCCUCCCCCACCCACCACAGCGCUGAUCCCAAAGCACAAAGUCCUGGUCACUUGGAGAGCAGCUGGCCCCGAGGGGCCCUAGCCAGACCCCAGAAGGAAGUAGGUGGUCCCAAGAGGCCCUCCCUGCCCUUUCUCUAGCAGGACACCCUGCAGAGCUGGGUGAGUGGCAGAGCCUGUGGGUUUUAGGGACCCCAGGAGGUGUUCCUGACUCCCUGGGUGAAGUGGGGGAGGGCAAGGGGUGCAGGGGAGGAGACUCCUCACUAGGAGAGCCAAAGACAGGGUUGUGCCUUACCCGGGAGCCACCCCUGCACCCCUCCUGCCCCACCAGGCAGCCAACUGCCUCUGUCCUGUCCUCUGUCCCCUGCCCACCCUCCCUGCCCUCCUCUGAGCUGCAUGGUCCCCCCCACCCUGGGCAGCCCAGAGGAACAGGAACGGAAAACAUCUCCUAGAAAAGCAAAGGACUCUAGGGCCCUCUCCCCGACUCCACUGGCCGCCCACAUCCCUCUCAGGGGACAGGUCACUCCCCCAAUCCCUGUGAAGUGCCAACGCCCUCCCCACCCCGGGCCGCACCCCCCACCCCUCCCUGGCCCGAAGUGAGAUUGCACAUUAACUACUGUAAGGAGAGGAGUGGCGUUAGGAAAUGUGAACCUGAUACUGAUGCUGAUGCGGAGAAUAAACAGACGCCUUUGUAACAGC